Papilio xuthus (Asian swallowtail) is the source of this 7119-nucleotide messenger RNA. RefSeq names its product muscle calcium channel subunit alpha-1. NCBI's taxonomy places the organism in Eukaryota, Metazoa, Arthropoda, Insecta, Lepidoptera, Papilionidae. The record is from RefSeq and is a predicted model, not a curated record. Gene Ontology annotation, biological process: calcium ion import across plasma membrane. Bases 893 to 6622 code for a protein of 1909 amino acids. Gene Ontology annotation, cellular component: membrane; voltage-gated calcium channel complex. Gene Ontology annotation, molecular function: high voltage-gated calcium channel activity. The transcript has 50 exons.
UAAAAAAAAGACAUACACUCCGGUACGUUGCCAUUUCGAAAAUAAAUCGUACUGGGCUACUAAAACGAGGUCACAUCGCUGUGUGAAGUUGUCUUCGUUACAUCGCGCACUGUAGUGAAGUCCGCUGCGAGCGGUUGCGCGCGCACUUCACACGUCGUCCGCCCAGAACGUUCAACACCUCGUCUGCCACAAUACUAAAAAAAAAAAAAAUUAAAAAAAGAGAUAAUAACGAGGCGUUAACCAUUAAUUCAUAAUGCACUAGAUAUGGCUGUUUCAAUGAACAAUGUGUUUGUGUGUACGUGUAAUGUGAAUAUAUUAGUGUAGUGAUUGAGAUAUAUUUCGAUUGUGUACUUGUUGUCAUCACCUCUCACAGUUAUACGUACGUCAAUGGGAGCUUUAUCAGUGUCAUCGCGUUUGCAUAAAGAGUGCAAUAAAGCAGCCAUUCACGAGGCGACGGAACCAGGUCACGAGGGCGGGACCAAACUACACAACAUAACUGAAUAGUUCAAUAAUAAAUUAGACCUUAACUUAACAAAAUUAAUUUACACCUAAAUAAGUUUAUAAAGUCCAAUUCUAGACUUUGUGAUCAGCAAUAAACCUAGUCCUAUUCCUAAAGGAAAAUAGCUAUUCUAACCUUAGGUUUCAAGGCCAUUGUGGAUCUACGUUUCAAUCGCAAGAUUUUUUGUGGGAUUUUUUCAAGUCAAGGUUUUUAGGCGAUUAUUCCUAGAUCCGCUUUAAUCCCAUCCAUAAGGUCUGCAAUAAUUUAAUUUAAACUAGUGAUUAUUUAACCUUAAAUCCCGACUGCCGAUUUGGUGCUAAUGGACAGAAACGGAUGGAAUUGCUGACAAACGCUGUGGCUUCGUUACACAGGGAAAGCUGAUCGAAGUGCAAGAUGAGCGUGGCGGAGGCCAGUACAGAAGAGCCCCCUGCGCCCCCCGCACCCCCUGCGCCGGUCGCUGCGGGGGGUCCAGUCACACCAGCCGCGCCCGAUGGCACGGGGACUCUCAUACCGGUGCCCGUCGCGCCAAGGAAGCCACCGAGAAGAGGUCCAAAGGUCCAACAGGAGAGGCCCAAGAGAGCCCUAUUCUGUUUGACACUAAAGAAUCCCUUGAGGAAAUUGUGUAUUGAUAUAGUGGAAUGGAAACCAUUCGAGUGGAUGAUCCUGACUACAAUAUUCGCGAACUGCAUAGCUCUUGCGGUAUACACGCCUUAUCCCAGCGGUGAUUCUAAUUAUACUAAUUCUGUUCUGGAGAAGAUUGAGUACAUAUUCCUGGUGAUAUUCACGGGCGAGUGCGUGAUGAAGAUAAUAGCGUACGGCUUCGUGAUGCACCCCGGCUCCUACCUCAGGAACGGGUGGAAUUUACUCGAUUUCACUAUAGUCGUAAUAGGCAUGGUGAGCACGGUGUUAUCCAGCAUAUUCAAGGACGCGUUCGACGUGAAGGCGCUGCGGGCGUUCAGGGUGCUACGUCCCUUAAGGCUCGUCUCCGGAGUACCUAGUCUUCAGAUAGUGUUGAACUCAAUCCUGAAGGCGAUGGUGCCGCUGCUGCACAUCGCGCUGCUCGUCAUCUUUGUCAUCAUCAUCUACGCCAUCAUCGGCCUCGAGCUUUUCUCCGGCAAGAUGCACAAGUCCUGCUACAAUAAGCUUACAGAUGAGAUAAUGGAGUCCCCUCACCCUUGUGACAAUGACAAUGGUUUCAACUGCUCAAGCAUAGGCGAGGAUAUGGAGUGUCGUGAGGGCUGGAUCGGCCCAAACUUCGGUAUCACCAACUUUGACAACUUCGGCUUGUCUAUGCUCACCGUCUUCCAAUGCAUCACGCUAGAGGGUUGGACCGACGUUAUGUAUAAUAUACAAGAUGCGAUGGGCAACAGUUGGGAAUGGAUUUAUUUUAUAUCAAUGGUGAUACUUGGAGCUUUUUUUGUUAUGAACCUAAUUCUUGGUGUGUUGUCAGGAGAGUUCUCAAAAGAAAGAGAGAAAGCGAAGAACCGAGGUGAUUUCCAGAAGUUGCGUGAGAAACAGCAGCUGGAAGAAGAUUUGAAAGGCUACCUGGACUGGAUCACGCAGGCGGAGUAUCUGGAGCCCCUGGCUGACCAACACGACACCGCUGACCAGAAGAGGGACUAUGGAAUGGGUCAGACGACGAGUGAAAACGACUCGACAGAUAACUUGGGCAUCGAGGUGUUGACGGAACAGAAGAAGAAAAUGUCGAUCGGGGAAUGUUGGAAGAAGGAUUUUGAUAAAGUGAACAGACGUAUGAAGCGCGCCUGCCGACGUGCGGUGAAGUCGCAAACAUUUUACUGGCUAAUUAUCGUGCUGGUCUUUCUUAACACGGUGGUGCUGGCCAGCGAGCACUAUCACCAGCCCGCGUGGUUAGAUCUGUUUCAAGAGUACGGCAACGCUUUUUUUGUGGCUCUCUUCACACUCGAAAUGUUGGUCAAGAUGUACAGCUUAGGAUUACAAGGUUACUUCGUGUCGUUAUUCAACCGCUUUGAUUGCUUCGUGGUGGUGGGAUCGAUUAGCGAGAUGGUGCUCACCAAGACGGAGGUAAUGCCACCUCUCGGUAUCUCCGUGCUCAGAUGUGUCAGACUACUGAGGGUAUUUAAGGUUACCAAGUACUGGCGUUCGCUGUCCAAUCUGGUGGCAUCCCUACUGAACUCCAUCCAGUCUAUCGCAUCUCUCCUGCUGCUACUGUUUCUCUUCAUCAUGAUCUUCGCGCUGCUCGGCAUGCAGGUCUUUGGCGGGAAGUUUAACUACGACCCUGUCGAGGAAAAAGAUCGGCAUAACUUCGAUUGUUUCUGGCAAGCAUUACUCACUGUGUUUCAAAUAUUGACAGGCGAGGACUGGAACGCGGUGAUGUACGAAGGUAUAAAGGCAUACGGUGGCGUGGGUUCUGUGGGCAUCCUUGCCUGUAUCUACUUCAUUAUUCUCUUCAUCUGCGGUAACUAUAUCCUACUGAAUGUGUUCUUGGCUAUCGCAGUAGACAACUUGGCCGACGCUGAAUCACUCACUAAUAUUGAAAAAGAAGAGGGCCAAGCAGCAGAAGAGAAAGAAGGAGGCAGUAUAAUUGCAGAAGGUGGUCAUGCUGAUACAGAUGAUGAGUACAUACAUGACGAAGAUGCUUACACUACUGACAAUUCAGAAAGAGAGUAUGAAGAAACAGGAUCAGAGGGGGAGCAGCAAGAGGAAAUAGAGGGAGAAGAAGAUAUUGGCCCUGAAGAAGAGAUCGGAGAAGAGAGAUUAGAAGACGAACAAGAAAGAGACGAUCUGGACAUGAUGGAGAGUCAUCAAAGAAAUCAUAUAGUGAACACAGAGUUCGAUGACGAGCCCCGACUGAAACGUAAACCGACAACAUCUUCGGCGCGACCGCGUCGCCUCUCCGAAGUCGAUAUUCGCGACUCUAAGAAACCUAUACCCGACGCAUCGUCGUUCUUCAUAUUUUCCAAAACCAACAGGUUCCGUGUACUCUGCUACAAGUUGUCGGCAUCCUCGACCUUCGGGAACAUCAUUCUUGUCUGCAUCCUCUUCUCCUCCGCCAUGUUGGCUGCGGAGGAUCCAUUGGAUGCAGCCCAAAGGGGGUUUAGGAAUUGGCUGUUGAGCCAGUUCGAUAUGUUCUUUACGGGCAUCUUCACGCUGGAGCUGUUCCUCAAACUGGUGACGUACGGGCUGGUGCUGCACCCUGGCGCCUUCCUGCGCUCCGCUUUCAACGUGCUGGACAUGCUCGUCGUCUGCGUCUCCCUCAUCUCUAUGAGCUUUAAGUCUGGCAGUAUAUCUGUAGUGAAAAUUUUGCGAGUGUUCAGGGUGCUGAGGCCUCUUAGGGCCAUCAACAGGGCCAAGGGCCUUAAGCACGUUGUUCAGUGCGUGAUCGUUGCCAUCAAAACGAUCGGCAACAUUUUAUUGGUAACGUCAUUACUACAGUUCAUGUUUGCUGUCAUGGGAGUUCAAAUGUUCAAGUACGUGGUGAAAUGUGUGAUAGUAGCCAUUAAGACUAUAGGAAAUAUUAUGCUAGUUACUUAUUUAUUACAAUUCAUGUUCGCUGUCGUCGGUGUACAGUUAUUUAAGGGGAAAUUUUUUAGAUGUAAUGAUAUUUCUAAGAUGACUAAAGAGGAGUGUCAGGGGACGUAUUUAGUAUUUGAGAAUAGAAAUUAUGUUGUAAGAGAUAGAGAAUGGAGACGGAAUGACUUUCAUUUCGACAAUGUAAUGAAGGGUAUGCUUACAUUGUUCACCGUUUCAACAUUUGAAGGAUGGCCAGGAUUGUUGUACGUGUCAAUAGAUUCGAAUGCGGAGGACCGUGGCCCCAUAACUAACUUCCGUCCAAUUGUUGCAGCCUAUUAUAUUAUUUAUAUUAUUAUUAUUGCCUUCUUCAUGGUCAACAUAUUCGUCGGUUUUGUCAUAGUGACAUUCCAAAACGAGGGUGAGCAGGAAUACAAAAACUGCGAACUCGACAAGAACCAAAGAAACUGCAUAGAAUUCGCUUUGAAAGCCAAACCCAUUAGAAGGUACAUCCCGAAGCAUCGCAUUCAGUACAAGGUGUGGUGGUUUGUGACGUCACAGCCAUUUGAAUACGCCAUCUUUGUGCUCAUCAUGAUUAACACCAUCACCCUCGCAAUGAAGUACCACAACCAGUCAGCAGAGUACAGCAAGGCUUUGGAUCUUCUCAAUAUGUUGUUCACAGCUGUCUUCGCGCUAGAAUUUAUAUUCAAACUGGCUGCCUUCAGGUUUAAGAAUUACUUUGGCGACGCGUGGAACACAUUCGACUUUAUCAUUGUCCUCGGCAGUAUCAUUGACAUCGUUGUAUCACAAGUAAAUGAACUCAAGAACCAGGGUAGUGGAUUGCCAAGAGCACAUGUUGUUAAGGAGUCUUCGAUACCAUCAAUAAACUUCUUCCGGCUCUUCCGUGUGAUGAGACUAGUCAAGUUAUUGUCAAGAGGUGAAGGCAUACGCACGCUGCUGUGGACAUUUAUCAAGUCUUUUCAAGCACUGCCAUACGUCGCUCUGUUGAUACUUAUGUUGUUUUUCAUUUACGCCGUUGUUGGAAUGCAGGUAUUCGGCAAGAUAGCGAUAGAUGACGACACUCCCAUCACUCGCAACAAUCAUUUCCAAACGUUCCCGCAGGCCAUCCUAGUAUUAUUUCGUUCUGCGACCGGCGAGGCAUGGCAGGACAUAAUGAUGGGCGUGUCCCCGGAACCCGAGGUGAAGUGCGACAAGAACUACGAGGACGAGGGUGAGGAGGGCGGGGGGACGUGCGGCUCUGUGCUCGCCUUCCCAUACUUUAUAUCAUUCUAUGUGCUUUGCUCAUUUCUGAUCAUUAAUCUGUUCGUUGCCGUUAUUAUGGAUAAUUUCGACUAUUUAACUAGAGACUGGUCAAUAUUGGGACCACACCACUUAGAUGAAUUUAUAAGGUUAUGGAGUGAAUACGACCCUGACGCUAAGGGUCGGAUUAAACAUUUAGAUGUAGUUACUUUGUUAAGAAAAAUUAGUCCACCGUUAGGUUUCGGCAAGCUAUGCCCGCAUCGUGUUGCGUGCAAACGUCUCGUCAGUAUGAACAUGCCACUAAACUCGGAUGGCACUGUGCUCUUCAAUGCCACCCUUUUUGCCGUCGUCCGGACAUCACUCAAGAUAAAAACUGAUGGUAAUAUCGAUGAUUGCAACACUGAGCUUAGGGCGGUGAUCAAGAAGAUAUGGAAGCGAACAUCUCCAAAGCUGUUGGACCAAGUUGUGCCUCCACCCGGAGAUCCAAACGAAAUUACAGUCGGCAAGUUCUACGCCACAUUCCUUAUACAGGAUUAUUUCAGAAGGAAUCACGCGUUCAAAAAGCGAAAGGAGCAAGAGAUGCGUCAGAGUGACGAGCAGAAUCACCAGAUGACGCUGCAAGCGGGACUGCGCACGCUGCACGAAGCUGGACCGGAGCUCAAGCGCGCCAUCUCCGGAAACUUGGAUGACAUCACAGCAGAUACAGAUGUGCCUAUGCAUAGAAGAAAUCAUUCUUUAUUCGGUGGAGUGUGGUCAAGUAUACGAAGACAUGGACCAAAUAAACAUUUCAAUCGACAUCGGAAACCAGGAGAGGGAACAACAGAAGCCGUUGGUAAUCAUCUAAGUUCAAUGAUGCAGAAGGAAUAUGGAGUAGGACCGUUGCCUCUUGCACCAAAUUUAGCUAACGGACAACCAAAAGAACAGAUACCACUGAGACCGCUAAUAUUAAAUGGGGAAUCAGAAAAAAUAUACCAGGUGCUUGAAAGAACAACAAACGAUCUAAAGAACGCUAUUUAUAAAGGGGGAGAUAACUGCGUGCGCGGCGUGGUGUCCCUGCCCGGCAGCCCGCGCGGGAACAGCGCCUCCGUGCCCGUUGUGGGGUCUGCAGAAAGCCUCGUCACCAGGGUACUAGCAGAGCAAGGCCUGGCCGCGUACUGCGACCCGGAGUUCGUUAGGAAUACAUCGAGAGAGAUGCAAGAGGCACUAGAAAUGACACAGGAGCAAAUGGACAGAGCCGCGCAUCAAUUGAUGAUACAAGAAAGAAAUUUAAAGCAAGCGCACAAUCAACAAGCACAAGUUGGCGACAUCAUAGCUCGCCAGUACCACCCCUUCCAUCAGCCGGCUGCGAUGCCGCCCGCCUUCAAGCGGUUAUAGCACCUGCCGCGCAAAGCACCGGCGAGUGCGCAGCGCGCUGUGACGUCACACAAGAUGGCGGCGACCACACAUACGUCAAAUGUAACGGACAACGAUAUAACGGUUACAACCAAGUUGCAGAUAAUAAAUGUCACUGUCAAAAGAGACGUCACAGAAAAAAACGCAAGCGCAAACCGGUGCUCGUUUAAAUUAAGUCGAUUUUUGUAUUACACCGUUGUCUGACACAUUAACGAUGCUCAAGUUUGUUUUUUAUUUCCUAUAUAACCUUAGCCUUUUUGGAGAAUUUAAUAAAAAAAAAGUAUUCGACCAUACGACAAGACUAGGCACAGUAAUAUUAGCAAUGAAAACUGUGCGUUCCACAGUUAAAAGUGAGAUUUGUAAAGCUGUAGAAUCGUAGUUAUAAUAGUAUAUUGUGGAUGGGCCACUAAAUUAUAUAUUUAGUAAUAUGUAACAAAUACAAUUAAUGUAAACUAUAGUUUAUUAUUGAAAAUAAAUAA